AUGGAGAAACCUACUGGUGUCAUUGUCUUCCUGUUCAUGUUCAUUCUCUUUGCAGCAGCACAGAGAAAUGGCAGCAACAUUAUGGAAAAUCCCUUUCAUGUUGGAGUAAUCCUUGACCUGACCACCUUGGUCGGAAAAAUGGGGCAAACUAGCAUAUCGAUGGCGAUCGAUGACUUCUACUCCAUCAACAGCAACUACACCACGAGACUGGUUCUCCACACCAAAGAUUCGGGUAACGAUGUGGUGCAGGCGGCUUCUGCAGCUUUGGAUCUUAUAGAGAAGAUAGAGGUGCAGGUCAUUAUAGGCCCUCAAAAAUCCUCACAAGCAGCACUGGUCUCUUAUGUCGGCAACAAAUCUCAUGUGCCUAUUAUCUCCUUCACGGCAACAAGUCCUUCCCUCUCAUCCGCCCUAACACCGUAUUUUGUACGGGCAGCAUUUGAUGAUGCUGUUCAGGUGGAUAGUAUAUCCUCCAUUAUCAGGGCUUAUGGAUGGAGGGAGGUUGUUCCUGUCUAUGAGGACUCCGAUUAUGGUAGGGGCAUCGUACCAUACCUCAUCGAUUCCCUUGAACAGGUUGACUGCCGUGUCCCCUACCGCAGUGUGAUUUCCUUAGUGGCAACUGAUGACCAAAUAAUUGAAGAACUCUACAAACUGAUGACCAUGCAAACCAGGGUCUUCAUCGUGCACAUGUCAGUUCCCAUGGGUUCUCGCCUCUUCAGGAAGGUCAAUGAGGCCGGUUUGAUGAGCCAAGGAUAUGCAUGGAUCAUGACCGAUGGACUAACAAGUCUUGUUGAGUCACUUGACCCAUCUAUCAUUGCAUCAAUGCAAGGUACAAUUGGUGUAAGACUAUAUGUUCCCAAGUCUAGAAAGCUCGAUCAUUUUGCCAGGAGAUGGAGGAGGAGGUUUCAGCAGGAGAACCCUGAUGAUCAGCCUGCUGAACCUGGGAUCUUUGCCUUGUGGGCUUAUGAUACAGUAUGGACUGUGGCGAUGGCAGCAGAAAAUGUUAAGGGCAUAAAUUCUAGCUUUCUGAAGCUAGCAAAUACCGGUAACUCAACAGGAUCAGACAGGUUGGGGGUGUCUAUUGCUGGUCCUCUACUGCUAAAAUUGAUAUCUGAAAGCAGAUUCAGAGGUAUAAGUGGGGAAUUUCUUUUUGCAGAUGGGCAGUUGCAGUCCUCCACAUUUCAGAUUAUCAAUGUGGUUGGUAAAGGAGGGAGAGAAAUUGGGUUCUGGACACCCCAGCAUGGAAUUAUAAAACAACUUAAAAAGAACAGAACUAAAGAGUAUUCAGCCUUGAUGACUGAUAUGAAUCCAGUGAUCUGGCCAGGAGAAUCAACUGUUGUUCCAAAGGGUUGGGAGAUGCCAUUAAGUGGGAAGAAGUUAAGGAUUGGUGUUCCUUUGUUGGAUGAAACUGAUGAAUUUGUGAAGGUGGAAAGGAAUCCCAUCACCAAUGCGAUCACGGUAAGUGGGUUCUGCAUUGAUGUCUUCGAAGCUGCAUUGCAGACAUUGCCUUAUGCUCUUCCACAUGAGUACAUCCCUUUCGAGAAUGAAAAAGGACUGUGUGCAGGGACAUACGAUGACCUUGUGGAUCAGGUCUAUUUCCAGUUUACCAUUUCCAGCAUUAUUUCAUCAUCUCCAAGCAUACGAUUUAUACUAAUUGAUCUCUGUCAGCAGAAAUAUGACUCUGUGGUAGGGGAUGUAACAAUUAGAGAAAACCGAUCUCGCUAUGUGGACUUUACAUUACCUUACACUGAAUCAGGCAUUGCAAUGCUGGUACCAGUCAAGGACAGCAUCAACAAGAAUGCAUGGAUAUUUUUGAAGCCACUGACCUUUGAUUUGUGGUUGGGGAGCUUGGCUGCUUUCUUCUACACUGGAUUUGUUGUGUGGGUGCUCGAACAUCGCAUCAACAUGGAGUUUAGGGGUCCAGUUAGCCAGCAGCUUGGGACAAUCUUCUACUUCUCUUUCUCGACGCUAGUUUUUGCCCACAGGGAGAAGUUGGAGAAUCUUCUGUCUAGAAUUGUGGUGAUUAUAUGGGUGUUUGUGGUGCUAAUUCUUACAUCCAGUCAUACCGCUAGUUUAACCUCAAUGCUUACAGUGCAACAGCUUCAGCCAACUGUCACUGACCUACAUGAGCUUCAAAAUAAUGGGGAGUAUGUAGGAUAUCCCGUCAAUUCCUUUGUGAAAGGCCUAUUGAUGCAACUCAACUUCGAUGAGAAAAGAAUGAGGGGCUAUUCUUACUCAGAUGAGUAUGUUGAGGCCCUGAAGAAAGGAAGCCACAGUGGUGGUGUUGCGGCCAUUGUCCAUGAAAUCCCAUAUAUCAAGCAAUUCCUUUCAAAGUACUGUAAAGGUUAUACAAUGGUUGGACCAAUUUACAAGACCGCGGGAUUUGGAUUUGUAUUCCCCAAAGGCUCUCCUGUGGUCCCUGACAUAUCAAGAGGAAUCCUAAAUGUAACUGAGGGUGACAGCAUGAAACAGAUCGAGAAGAAGUGGUUCGGGGGUCGGGAUUCUUGUCUAAAACAGGGUGACAUUGUUGGCUCUGGUAGCCUCGGCUUUAACAGCUUCUGGGGGUUAUUUCUUCUAAGUGGAGCCGUUUCGACUUGUGCCCUGGUGAUAUUUCUAGCAUCCUUUGUCUGCAAGAAUUGGCAUGAAAUGAGAGACAUCGAUCGUGAUAAGUCCAUUUCACAAAGGCUCAUAUCUUGGGUAAGAUACUACAACAAGAAAGAUUAUAGUGCCAACACUUUCAGGAAGGAUAACAGUGAAGACUCAGAACAAGAUGCCGACGGAACCCGCAGAAACUCAGGUGAAAUUCCAGCGACACUAGACGAUGAUCCUUCAAACGGUCGAAGAAGCAUAUCCAACCUUUCUGAUGUUUCCUGCCCUCCAGGAGAAAGCUCUUCUGCAGAGCUUGCAAGUCCAUGUUCGGAAGCCAGACCGAUCUCUAUUAUUGUAACCAACCGAAGGCAUUAAGAUCUACUAUUACCAAUAUUAAUACUGAAGCAAUCAAACAGGAAAUCUUGUAUUUUCCAUAUUCAA
This is a messenger RNA of Musa acuminata subsp. malaccensis (wild Malaysian banana), 3027 nucleotides long. NCBI's taxonomy places the organism in Eukaryota, Viridiplantae, Streptophyta, Magnoliopsida, Zingiberales, Musaceae. The record is from RefSeq and is a predicted model, not a curated record.